Molecule: messenger RNA, 942 nt
Organism: Clupea harengus (Atlantic herring)
Lineage: Eukaryota; Metazoa; Chordata; Actinopteri; Clupeiformes; Clupeidae
Product: adhesion G protein-coupled receptor E5-like
Exons: 8
Coding region: 1-942 (313 amino acids)
Biological process (GO): cell surface receptor signaling pathway; adenylate cyclase-activating G protein-coupled receptor signaling pathway
Cellular component (GO): plasma membrane
Molecular function (GO): G protein-coupled receptor activity
Source: RefSeq, a predicted model, not a curated record
AUGGCCACCUUCGCCCUCAUCAUGCAGACAAAUGGAAUAUCCCAGUCUAACCCAGUCCUGGACUUGCUGAAUACGGCUGCCGUGGCAGUUGGUCUGGUUUUCCUGAGCCUCUGUGUGUUGACCUUUGCCCUGUCGCCAGGGGCGGCGACGGUGAACGUUGCUCGGCUGAACCUCUGCGUGUGUCUGCUCGUGGCUCACCUCCUCUUUUUGCUCGUACAACAUUUCCUGCAUCUCAUCCACCCACACAAGGUGCUGUGUCAGACUCUUGCAGGCAUCCUCCACUUUGCCUUCCUGUGCUGCUUCAUGUGGAUGCACCUGGAGGGCAGCACACUCGUCCUAUUGGUCAGUCGACUGAGACACAUCAGAGCCUACAGCAGUCAGGAGGCCUGGUGGAAAUACCUGCACCUGAUUGGCUAUGGUGUUCCCCUGACGGUGGUGGGCGUGUCUGCUGCAGUGAUGCCUGACGGCUAUGGGAGUGAUCAGUGUUGGCUAAGAGAAAAAAAUGGCUUCCAGUGGAGUUUUGUUGGUCCCGUUGUCUUUAUCCUUGUGUGCAAUGUCAUCUUCUUCACUGUCAUCUUCAUCGGCUUCAGCAGCAUCAUAUCAAAGGCAAACACUGACAUCUCAAAGAUUAAACAAAUGAAGAUUCUUAUCAUGAAAACUGCGGUCCAGUUCUUCAUCCUGGGUUGCCCCUGGAUACUCGGUUUCUUCGUGAAAAGCAGCGACAUACUGAACAUUCUCUUCCUUUUCCUCAACUCCCAGCAAGGAACCUUCCUGUUUCUGGUCCACUGUGUUCUCAAUGAGGGGGUUCGGCAGCAAUACAGGAAGUGGUGGCUGAAUCUGAAGCAGGUGGCGCCACACGUGUGUCCUGAAGAGAUGCCUAUCACCUCCCACAAGGUGGCGCCACACGUGUGUCCUGAAGAGAUGCCUGUUGUCUCCCACUAG